AAUUCCUCCAUCCACAAGACACAAGUACCAAAAUUUAAGGACAAUAACCAGGUUUAAUUUAGAUAUGGUGUGUCCCAAACGAGACCAUAUAGCUUAACUAACUUUUUGCCAAAAAUAUCUCCUGAUUCAUUGGAAAGGUAAGGAUCCACGUUCUACAAGAAUUACAAGACAUUGAUAGGUAUAAAAUAUUUGCUAGAGAUGCAAAUGUGAAAUUUUCUCUGAUCCAAAUAAGACAAAACGAAAACAUGGAUUCUGGCAUGUCCUGGGCCGAUCAAUGGGACAACAACCCAGACCCUGAACCGGCAUCAGAGAAAGACAAGAAGAAGGGCAAAGAUGGGUCGAGCAAGAGCAAAUUUGGGAAGACUGUGCUGAGCUUCAAAUGGGUGAAAGAACUUCGCAAGAAAAACAACAAGUGAUGACAACAUUGUCAUGGUAUAUAUUUACUAUUUAAGAAGCUUCCUGGCUCUUCGAAAUUAAGAACGUAUAAUAAUGUAAUCGACCCUGUCCUUGUGUGAAACUACCAUGUUAAAUUAAAUAAAUUUUUUCUUUACUUUAUUUUAUUUGUGGCCUAAA
Molecule: messenger RNA, 573 nt
Organism: Cajanus cajan (pigeon pea)
Lineage: Eukaryota; Viridiplantae; Streptophyta; Magnoliopsida; Fabales; Fabaceae
Source: RefSeq, a predicted model, not a curated record